Nicrophorus vespilloides is the source of this 1201-nucleotide messenger RNA. RefSeq lists its product as uncharacterized. Lineage: Eukaryota; Metazoa; Arthropoda; Insecta; Coleoptera; Silphidae. The transcript has 5 exons. Bases 238 to 1095 code for a protein of 285 amino acids. The record is from RefSeq and is a predicted model, not a curated record.
GAAAAUAGGAAACGCAUGCUCGAAAUUUCCAUGUUUAGGGGUUGCAUUGGUGGAAAUCGCUAAGGCGCAUGAUAAUAUAAACGAGCAUCAUAGUCUGUGGAAAAUGCAUUAGUCGAGCAUUUCGUCCACACAGUACCAUCGUUCAGGUGCAUUGCAUGUGUAAAAUGUAAAUACACCACUUUUAUUGUACCCCCAGACGUACGGAAUCUAUAUGAACCGCACAGGAACGACCAGAAAAUGAAUCCGAGGAGCCUCAGUUUCACCGUCUACAUGUUCAUCGGUCUGACAUGUCAAGCUCUUUAUGGAUAUGGGGACGAUAAUGCAAACAUAAGUGGAGAAGAGAUAAUGGACACUACGUAUCAACCAGAUGAGGAAAUUGUUGGAAGACCUCCAGAUUCACACGAAGCCAUGAAUAAUAGAGAACUGAAACCGAAAUUAACAACCAGCGAAGGCGGGGAAAGGAAAAAGCGGAGCUACGAAUUUCUUAUGGGUCUGGUGAAGAGGAACAGUUCGGGAUACGAGGUUACGAAGAAUGUACCAGAAAAAGCGGAGCACGAAGCGAAAGCCAGCGAGAUGCUUCUUGAGCUGAUGAUAAAGAUUGCGGAGAAUCCGCAGCAGUGGACCAAAGUCCAUAACUUGUUACAAAAAAUCGACGAAGAUUUGGCGAAAUCUAAAGAACUGCUGGAGAAAAUGAAUGUUAAAGUGGAGGAUCGAGUGGUUCAGACGAAAACUGAAGUACCAGUUGAUACCAAGGUGAAUUGGUUGAGUCAGAACGAGACUGAGACGAAGAACGUGACUGAAGCUGCUGUGGUGUCCUCGGAGAUGAAACCAAGCAAAAAUCGCUAUCAGCACUUCUCAUAUCAUAGGGUUACUGGUAAUCCGAUGCAGUUCAAUAAGAAUCCCAAGGCUUACAUAGCGGUCUCAGUCAUUGCUCCGAAGCCUGUACAGAGGAACUCCGAGGAUGAUCUAACGCUGGAGAACGAGCUGAAAGAAUUAAAGCCGUGGACGCACCAGCAAAAUCUCAAGAAUAUGGCACAGAUCAGAUCAAAGUGGAUCAUACAGUCCAACGAUAGAAAGCAAUUAUACGCACCUUAAUUUAUUUUAUAUAAUAUUUUUUAUUUAAACUCGUGUAUUAUAGUCUCUAAUCUUAAACAGAUUCAAUAGCGAAGGAAUCUAUGAACAUACGAAAAGAAAAAAAAGA